This is a messenger RNA of Penicillium canescens, 444 nucleotides long. RefSeq lists its product as uncharacterized. Bases 1 to 444 code for a protein of 147 amino acids. The record is from RefSeq and is a predicted model, not a curated record. The transcript has 3 exons. Lineage: Eukaryota; Fungi; Ascomycota; Eurotiomycetes; Eurotiales; Aspergillaceae.
AUGACCGCGGAUGGCCGCUCUCCACUCCCGAUCUUAUCGCUCAACUGCUCCUCUCUAUCACUUGAGUAUGGCCCGACAUACACGUCUGUCCUCCAAUUUCCGCCAAUAACUUCCAAUCUCACACCAAAGACAAAAAGCACAAAAGUAAAAACACUCUCGGCCCAGCCCGAACAUCUCAAGAUCGACGCGAACCCAUCAACAUUCCACGCCCGGAAUCCGAACUUCCGACGCCCGAAUGCAUACAUCCACAGCAAACCCCGUCAAAUCCCCGACUCCAAAUCUCUCGCUGACGGGAUCUCGACUCGCCUAUACCGGGAUCUACCCGUGGACGCUGCUUUCCACUUGUGUCAGCCCGUUCGGUUUCGGCGACCUCCACUGCGGAUGGAGCCUGCGCGGAGAGCUGCGAUCGUGGCAUGGAUGUGCUCACUUGUUACUGACGGAUAG